This is a messenger RNA of Cavia porcellus (domestic guinea pig), 2692 nucleotides long. RefSeq names its product AFG1 like ATPase (gene Afg1l). Gene Ontology annotation, molecular function: ATP hydrolysis activity; ATP binding. The transcript has 14 exons. NCBI's taxonomy places the organism in Eukaryota, Metazoa, Chordata, Mammalia, Rodentia, Caviidae. The coding region runs from base 221 to 1993 and encodes 590 amino acids. The record is from RefSeq and is a predicted model, not a curated record. Gene Ontology annotation, cellular component: mitochondrion; cytoplasm.
CAUGCUGGGAGUCGUAGUCCGGGCUGGACCUGUCCACAAGAGUCCACUGAAGGGCACAGAGUUUAACCCCCGCCUUGUGACUACAGGUCACCUCCCGUGGUUGCUCCCUUCGCUUCUCUCGGGCGGAGCGUCCCCUGAGCACAGCUGGACUUGACCGUGCCAGCACUCUCCUCUGGCUUUCAAUAAAGUUUUCCUCUUCCUCCCCGGUGCGGAGCUCAAGAUGGCGGCCUCCUGGGCGGCCUCGGGCGGCCUGCGCUCCUUAGCGCGGAGCCGGCUCCGGCGGACUUGUGUGGGGCGCGGGGCCCGGGCCGCAGCUCCCGCCGCUCCGGCCGCCGCCCCUGGGAGGCCCCUUUGGAAAGCCUACACAGUGCAGACACCUGACAGGGUGACCCGAACUGCUGCUUCCGAGGCUUAUUUGAAAGCUUUGACUGUUUGCCAUGGACCGCUGGACCACUAUGACUUUCUGAUCAAAGCUCAUGAGCUGAAGGACGAUGAACGCCAAAGAAGAGUCAUACAGUGCUUGCAGAAAUUGCACGAGGACCUUAAAAAAUACAGUAUAGAGGCAGAAGAUUUCCUUUCGAAGCUUUUUUCAAGGAGCAAACCUCCAAGGGGCCUGUAUGUUUACGGAGAUGUUGGUACAGGAAAAACAAUGGUGAUGGAUAUAUUUUAUGCUUAUGUGGAAAUGAAAAGGAAGAAACGGGUCCAUUUUCAUGGCUUCAUGCUAGAUGUACAUAAAAGAAUACAUCGCCUUAAACAGAAUUUGCCCAAAAGGAAACCAGGAUUCAUGACCAAAUCAUAUGACCCAAUAGCUCCCAUAGCUGAAGAAAUCAGCCAAGAAGCAGGUCUUCUGUGCUUUGAUGAAUUUCAGGUCACUGACAUUGCUGAUGCCAUGAUUCUAAAACAGCUUUUUGAAAAUCUGUUCAAAAAUGGGGUCGUCGUUGUGGCAACAUCCAACAGACCACCGGAAGAUCUCUAUAAGAACGGACUCCAAAGGGCUAACUUUGUACCAUUCAUCGCUGUCCUGAAGGAAUAUUGCAAUACUGUCCAGCUAGAUUCUGGAAUAGAUUACCGAAAAAGGGAACUGCCUGCUGCAGGAAAGCUCUACUAUCUCACAAGUGAAGCUGAUGUGGAGGCUGUCAUGGAUAAGUUGUUUGAUGAGCUGGCUCAGAAACAAAAUGAUUUAACUAGACCAAGGAUUCUAAAAGUGCAAGGCAGAGAGCUGCGCCUGAAUAAAGCCUGUGGAACGGUUGCCGACUGCACAUUUGAAGAGCUGUGUGAGCGGCCGCUUGGAGCCAGUGACUAUUUGGAACUGUCAAGGAAUUUUGAUACGCUAUUUUUACGGAACAUUCCACAAUUUACGCUGGCAAAGAGGACCCAAGCUCGAAGAUUCAUAACUCUCAUUGACAAUCUUUAUGAUUUCAAGGUGCGUGUAAUUUGCUCUGCCUCGACUCCUCUGUCAAGCUUAUUUUUGCAUCAACAUCAUGACAGUGAGUUGGAGCAAAACAGGAUUCUGAUGGACGAUUUGGGGCUGAGCCAGACUUCACUUAGCACACAUUCAUGGAGCCCUGCUGAUGCCCGGCUCUGGGGACACUCUUUAGGGAACAGACUGAUGUUGGCCCCGCUCUGUGGACCUCAGAAUCUAGAGUCACCUCAGGCCAAGGGGAAGCUGCUUCGCAGUCCUUUCUUCUGGAGAAUAUUACAGGGACGCAGCGGCAGGACUGUCCAUGUUUACCGGAGAGGAGGAGGCCUUCGCGUUCCAGCGCACCGUCUCCCGACUCACGGAAAUGCAGACGGAGCAGUACUGGAAGGAAGGGGACAGGGGCAGGAAGUGACGGCCACCCUUCCGUGGGUGACACUGGACAGUGGCCGGUGCAGGCGGAAGUCUGUGCUGUGGGACGAAGGAGUCGUUUUCCCGUCAUCAGUGAUGCACUUUGUCCUCUGGACCACGCUCAUCUCAGAUCGCUGUCAAAGAUGCUUCAGAUUAGUAGGGUGAAGACAUCGUUUUUAUAGGUCUGUUUUUGCCUAUUUAUUUGGCCUUAUUUCUGCACCACAAAAUUUAAAAAUCAUCCCCCCUGAAAACGAUCGUAGAGCUGGAUAGUCGAGCUGUACGCCAAACCACCUGCAUGAACCUUUGCUGCACGGAUGAUAAAUGUGAGGCUGCUUGGCCUUUGCACCUUGGGUACACGUUUUUUAAAAAAAUUCAAAACAAAGAGCUUUUUACUCUUAUUGCAAACCAAAGGGAAAACCUUUUAAGACUGUUGGCAUAAAUGUAUAGUUUUUGUUGCUCUGGCUAUGAAUUACACGUAAUGGUUUCCUUAGGCUGGUGAAAAUAUGUUUUUAACCCUGAAAUCAAGGCCAGCAGACACGACCCCACCUCCUGCAGUCCCAGAGUCGCCUGACACCUCAAGUUGGAGCAGGUGUGGAAUUGCCACUGAUGGGCAGAUCUGCGGGCGGACCCCGAUGUAGACCGCCAGGGGGCGGCAGAGCGUGCCUGCUGCUGCGCCUGCGCGUCGGAGGCCGGCCCUGCGGACAGGCACAGGCUGGCCCCUGCCUGGCUCGUCCUCCGCGAUGCCGCUGACCACGCGGCUGCCCACGCGGCUGCCCACGCCGCUGCCGGCUCUGCACGGCCGGGCCUCGCGGAAACUAGGAACACGCGACUGAUCUGCUUGAAAUAAAAUCUAAUCUGUCCCUC